Molecule: messenger RNA, 849 nt
Organism: Hemiscyllium ocellatum (epaulette shark)
Lineage: Eukaryota; Metazoa; Chordata; Chondrichthyes; Orectolobiformes; Hemiscylliidae
Gene: exosc4
Product: exosome component 4
Exons: 3
Coding region: 26-763 (245 amino acids)
Biological process (GO): nuclear mRNA surveillance; rRNA catabolic process; poly(A)-dependent snoRNA 3'-end processing
Cellular component (GO): nucleolus; cytoplasmic exosome (RNase complex); nuclear exosome (RNase complex)
Source: RefSeq, a predicted model, not a curated record
UCUCUGGUGUGAGCGGACCGACAAGAUGGCGGGGAUGGAGUUGUUCUCCGAUCAGGGAUACCGCGUGGACGGCAGGAAGUCCACCGAACUGCGGAAGAUUCAGGCCAGAAUGGGAGUGUUCGCCCAGGCCGACGGCUCGGCUUAUAUUGAGCAGGGGAACACCAAGGCGCUGGCGGUGGUUUACGGUCCGCAUGAGGUUCGUGGUGCUCGCAGUAAAGCCCUACAUGACAAAGCAAUGGUAAACUGUCAAUACAGCAUGGCGACCUUCAGCACAGGCGAGCGUAAGAGGAGACCCCAUGGAGACCGCAAGUCGUCUGAGAUGACCUUGCACCUGAAACAGACAUUUGAAGCUGCCAUUUUGACACAGCUUUACCCACGUUCCCAGAUUGACAUUUACGUGCAGAUCCUGCAGGCAGACGGUGGCAACUAUUGCGCUUGUGUUAAUGCAGCGACACUGGCUGUGAUCGACGCAGGAAUCCCCAUGCGGGACUACGUAUGUGCCUGCUCCACAGGCUUUGUCGAGGACACCCCCUUAGUGGACCUCAGCUACAUCGAAGAGUCAGCUGGGGGUCCCCAGGUGGCCCUGGCCCUGCUCCCCAAGUCGCAGCAGAUCGCUUUGCUGGAAAUGAACUCAAGGCUGCAUGAGGACCACCUGGAGAAAGUGGUGGACGCAGCGGCAAAAGCAUGUGGGGAUGUGUACGCCGUGUUGGACCGUGUGGUCAGGGAGCAUGUGCAGGAAGUAACCACGCUGGUGGGGGAGUGACUCUGCCAGAGAGACAGACUAUUCCAUCUUUUGUAUGAUGUGUGCAAAGUUUCCCCUCAAUAAAAGCAUUCUUUCCUUGUUCCAAA